This is a messenger RNA of Mycena indigotica, 1146 nucleotides long. RefSeq lists its product as uncharacterized. The record is from RefSeq and is a predicted model, not a curated record. The coding region runs from base 1 to 1146 and encodes 381 amino acids. NCBI's taxonomy places the organism in Eukaryota, Fungi, Basidiomycota, Agaricomycetes, Agaricales, Mycenaceae. The transcript has 3 exons.
AUGAUGUUGGAUAAGAGAACGCUCGUAUUGCUGUCGCUCACGCUAUCUCAGCGGAGUACUCUAGCUCGAGCCCAAGACUUUGCUCCAGGGGUUCUAGCUACCGGCACGCAGGGAGUAACGAACCCUCCGGUUCCAACUCUCCCGACAACAAUUGACCAAACAUCGAUGGCAAGGCUAUUGAGUAUCAACUCCAUUGACGAUUUCUGCAUAUUUGCGCCUCCUUCUUUCGACACAAUUCCAAAUACAGAGACUGUCGAAGUUGCUUGGUGUACUCAGCCCAGAAACAAUGCUCGCGUUAUCCCAGAUGGCACCCUUUCUGGCGUGAGCUUCCUCCACACGCCGUUCUACAUCCAAGUUUUCGGCUUUGGGAAUUUGACCAACCUGAAUAUCGCCCCCAACGACGCUGGCGGGGAACUUGACCCUCACGGGGCCUUCGGUACCGGGAAUCCGGUCGGCGGCAACGUUAGCACUACCAUCAUAGAUGGCUUUGACCGCCCUCUGGCCGAGUGGAUGCUGUUCAUCGACUGGCAAUAUUUCUGCCUCCGUAUUUGCACGAAUGCAAAUACAACGUACGACCCCGCACAUAUGUGCUGGCACGAGUUGGACGAGAUGGGCUGCGAAUUCGUCAUGCCUGGACAGUAUAACUUUCAAGGUGGAGUCUUCGAGACAUGUGAUGCUGAUGCGGCCUACCCGCCUGGCUGGUAUCCGCAAGUCGUCAACGGGCAAACGACGUUCUCGACAUUCGCGCAGUAUUUUACGGGGGUUUACACCGGUGCCGAUGGGCAACCCACUGGCUACACAGUCGGCGACACAGUCACUCCCACUGCUCCUGCGACUAUCCCUCAGUCUUCAAAUUGCGUCACGCAGGCGACCAUUGCCAACGGGAUUCCUCUUAUCUCGCUGACGCCCGGCGCUAAAGGGACCGCUCCUCCACCCGGAUUUUCUUCAGUCACUGCCACCUUUGUCGCAAACACUCUUCCGAUGCCCACAAGCUCUGUUAAUGUUCCAGUAAAAGCUCUCGGCUCGUCAUCGAUCUCAUCUCCUUCAAGUCCGACAACAAACAGCAAUAGCGCAGUGAUAACCAUACCUUCAGGUAUUUACGUCGUUGCGUUCAUAGCUGGCGCUGCGUUCUUUGUGCUCGGAUGA